Molecule: messenger RNA, 750 nt
Organism: Chaetomium fimeti
Lineage: Eukaryota; Fungi; Ascomycota; Sordariomycetes; Sordariales; Chaetomiaceae
Product: putative GNAT family acetyltransferase
Exons: 3
Coding region: 1-750 (249 amino acids)
Molecular function (GO): acyltransferase activity, transferring groups other than amino-acyl groups
Source: RefSeq, a predicted model, not a curated record
AUGGUCCACGCCGUGCUCCCCGCGCUGAUCCCGGACAUCCGGAAGAUCUACGAGGCCUACUUUGCUUCCUUUGACAACGAGCAGAUGGGCAAUAUUAUGUUGGGGAUCCUAUUCCCGGGCGGGGUCGAUUCCGAAGAGUUCCGGGCCGCACAUGCGGCGGGCACCCUGGAUUGGUGGCACAAGAGCGACACGCAAUACACGUACAAAUGCGUCGACAUGGACACGGCCGAGAUUGUGGGUAUGGGUCUCAUCGACGUGUACAUCAAACCCCGAACGGAGGAGGAACGCAAGAACGGGGGCGUUCCGUGGUUGGCGGGCGAGCAGCGGGAGCGGGCCGAGAAGGUGUUGAACCCGCUGUGGGAGGUGCGCGAGAAGCUGUUCGGCGGGCGACCGUAUAUCUAUACUCAUGUCAUCGGCGUCGCGCCAGAGCACCAAGGGAAGAAGGCCGGGGCUGCCAUCGUGUCAUUCGGAAUUGACCUUUGCAACCGCACCGGGCUGCCCAUGUACUUUGAAGCCUCUCCGACCUCGGUUAACAUGUAUGAGAAGUUCGGUUACGAAAGGCUAGACGAGACCAUUGUUCACAAAGCGGAGCUGCUCGGUACCGAGAAGGACGUCGUGGUGCCCCUCAUGGUGCGGAUGCCCAAAAGAGCGGGCGGCAUGACCUUUCGCGAGUGGAGGGAGAAAGGGUACCCCGACUUCGGCAAACUCGGCACCCCGGCAGCGACCUCCGGUUUGUGGCGUCAGAAAUAA